UUGAUUUAGUUUUAGUAGAUUGUCGUUUUAGAAAUAUUAUAACUCUUAUUGAAAGGAGUAAUCAACACAUUUGCUUUGAAACCAUUAUGUGUGUACAAUAUAAUUUCUAAAUAAGUUCAAUGUUAAAAACAGGUUAGCAAGAUUUAUAAGACACGAUUUUCCAUCUGUUCAAGAAUUAAAACAAUACUGAAAAUGCCUAAGCGAAGAAAGCAAAAUCUACAAUCUACUUCUUCAUUAUACUUUGAUGUGAUGCAAGAAAAAACACAAGCUGAAAAUGUCAAGAGAAGUAUGAAUGAAAAAUUGUCAAUGAAAGCUAAUUCAGAACCAGAACUGUUGUUUCUACAGUUUGACCCAAACAUAAAAAACAGUAGAACAUCAUCAUCCGUUAAUAAGUGUACACCUAGUGGUUCCACCUGCAGGAAGCCUUGGCAACCUCCCUUUAAAGUUGACACUCAAUGUGAAAAUACUGAAUUUAACACAACAUACUUGAACAAAGGUAAACUCUCAAAUGAAAGGCUAUUUCCUGAAGAAUGCAAAGAAAACAUUCCUGAUUAUACAUAUAAAAAACAUAAGUUGGACAUGUCUAGUUCGACUAAUUUUAAAAACACAACUUAUAAAGACAGCAAUCACUUUGAUUCUGAAAAACUCACUUCAUCAACAAACACAAAAAUAAAUGAUGUACAAGACUUCAUUAAAAAAAUGAAACAUAAACAGAUAUUUGAUAAUGGCAAUUUUAAUAUUGAAAAUUGCAAAGAAAUACCACUUUCAAUUCAGGAUGACAGUAAUAAAAGACAUGAUGGUACAACAGAUAAGUGUAUCUUAAAUCCUACCCAUCAAAUAAAUAAAAACCCAAACAUAAAUGAAACUUUAACAGUAAACCAAGAUACAUUACAAUUAUUUAAUGAUGAUGAAUGUGGUAAGAUCAAACAGGUGGAAGAUAAUGGUCAUGUUAUUAAUGAACACAAAGUUCAAAGUUAUACUAUACAAUUUCAAGAUUCUCAAACUGAAGAAAAUUUUAUGAAUGGUCAUGAAGAGCAAAACACAAAUGUUAAGGAUGACUUAAACCCAAACUGUAAUCAAUUACAACACCUGUAUAGUGAUAUUCAACAAAACAUCAUCCUUAAGUCUGGAGAUUAUAGUGAAAUAGAUACAAUAACAACGUUUAAUAACAAUAUUGUAAGUGGAAACUUAAAUGGGGAAGGAGAUAAAGUAAAAUCAAUUAUUACACUUAAAAGUCAAGCUUACCUCCAUGAACAAAUAAUCAAAAUAACUACACCUGAGCUAAAUAAGGAUUGUGAAGAAAAAGAUAGUACAAAUUAUCAUAGAGAACAAGAAUCUAAAUCUAGUUUAAGGGAACAAAAAGAUGAAGAUAUUCAGAAAAACCAAAAAGUAGAUACACGUGUAAAUGAAAUCCACUUCAGUGAAAUGAAAAAUUGUUGUGAACAUGAUGUUAUAAUGAAAGCAAUGAAUACAAUUGAUAAUAAAAGGCAUCUUAAAGAAUUUAAAGGAAAAGUAUUAGAAUCAACAUCACAAAAUAGAGAUAAGAAAGAGGAGGGAUAUAAAAGUAUCAAUCUUCACAGUGGCAGGGAAUAUGAAGCCAUAUUACCAAAUAAAAAAGAAAAAUUUGAAGAAAAUAAAUGUAAAGAUGAUGAAGAAAAAGAAUUAAUAUCUACAGUGAAGAAAGAACUUGAAAACAUUGAAGAGAAUCAAAGUAUUAAUGAGUAUGAAGAAAAAGAAUAUAAACUCAAUAUACAAGAUCAAAAUGUAAAUCUUCUGGGGAAUAAAUGUAUUGAAAAUUGGGAAGAAAAAGAAUUAGUAUCCACAGUACAAGAACAAAAAGGACAAGAGGAAGGAAAUGAAAGUAUUAACAUUCUUGGAGAAAAGGAAUGUAUACCCUCUACAUUAGAUCAACAUGAAACAUUGAAAGAAAAUGAACAUUUUAAUCAUUGUGAAGAAAAAGAAUUAAUAAAUACUGCACAAGAACAACAUGAGAAAGUUGAAGAAAAUAUUAAAAAUCAUGAAGAAAUUUUAUAUAGUUCCACAACACUAGAGAAGUAUGAAAUAUUGAAAGAAAAUAAUUAUUUUAAUGAUUCUGAAGAAAAAGAAUUAAUAUACACUGUACAAGAACAACAUGAAAAAAUUGAAAAAAAUAUUAAUAAUUAUGAAGAAAAAUUAUAUAACCCCACCAGACUAAAUCGGUAUGAAAAAUGUGAAGAAAUUAUAUUUAUAGAAGAGAACAAAGAAAAAGAAUUCAUAUGCCAUGAACAAGAAAAAAAUGACAUAGACAAAGUAAAGGAAAGUACAAGUGAUAAAGAGGAAUACGAAUAUAAACCCAACACACUAAAUCAACAUGAAAUAUAUGAAGAAAUUGAAUGUUUUGGUAACUAUAAAACAAACAUAUCAACGGUACAAAUAAAAAAUAAGGAAGGAGAAAGUUAUAAUGAUUUUGUGAUGGUUGAUUCAUUAUUUGAAAAUAGUGAUUCUUCUGAGGAGGAGGGAGAAGUUUUAAAUGAAUUACUGAAUGAAAAAAGUACAUGUUUGAAUGAAACUGAUAAAUGUUCGCAACAUUCUAAAUGUAAAAGAAUUUCAUAUUCUUUGGAACCAACAGAACUAUCAGGAGAAAUCAUAACCUCAAAACAUUCUAAUACUUGUGACAUUUAUGAUAAGAAUAUAAGUGAAGAGGUUAAUAAUGAAGAAGGUCUAAGACAAUCUCAAUCUAGAUUUACUUCUGAAAUUGCUCAUAUUGAAGAAAAUGGCUCUUAUUUGAUACCUUGUAGUACUAUUGUAAACAAUAAAAUUGAUAAACUAGAAGAAAUCGUUGAAGAUAAUAAUUUACAGGAACAUGGAGAUUAUGAUGAAUCAGUUGAGGAGGAAAGUUCAUGCAUGAUGAUAACCAACUCUCAGUUGUGUGAGAUAGAAAAAAGGUAUUAUGAUAAUAAUCAAGAGAAUAAAACUGUUCAUGUUCAAACGUUUACAGAUGAUAAAGAAAGAGACCUGAAAAAUGAGAGUAUAUUAGAAACUAACAAGACCAUAUCGAUUGGAACACAAACCGAUUUAAUUUUCGAUCAGUUAGUAUCUUGCAGUCAACAUAAUGCAUUGCUUCAUAGACCAAAUGUACAUAACCAUAAAAGAAUACAAGAAAUCCAAAUAAGAAUACAGAAUACCAUUCAAGAAAUAGAAAGAUUAAAUACUAUUUUACUCCAACAGAGACGAGAAAGUUGGCCAUGGAGGGAUUUCUCAGAGAAUUCACCAGAGUUUUCCAACACAAGUUUGUUGAGGAAAAAGUAAUUUAUCCUAUUAUAAUUUUUUUGAUGACAGAUUAUUACAAGAGUAACAAUAUCUUAGAACAUGAAUAGAAUAAUUGUUGAACAGUUUGAAAGUCCGUAUUGUUUUAAAUAAUUAUUAUAUUUAGAAAAUGAACUUUAGUACUGUAGUAAUUAAACUUUAGUAUUUAGAUAAUGUUAAAUGUGAGCUGUGGAGGUCUGACUGUGACAGGAAUUUACAUUUGUAUUGCACAAGGAUAAUGAUAAUCUUAAACAAUUUUACUCUCUUAAUUUUUGUUUGUAGAUAUUUACGAAACUUCUUAUUUUGAACAUACAAUUUAUAGCAUCCAAAUUAUUUUUAGUAUUUCUAGUACAAUAUUCAGUUAUUAAAAGAAUAUCAGUGAAAAACAUUAAAACGUUUUAUUAUGAAAAAUUAUCAAUAUUUUUCUAACACUCCUAAGGUGGAUGUAUAGUUUAAAAUGAGUCAUUUUAGAAAAUAGUAUAUGUAGCUAAAAAUAAGGUAUAAUUGUUUUUAUGGUUUAGAAGUAUUGGAUUUUCAGGGCAGCCAGCUCUCAAUCAUUUGUUUUCUUACAGUUAAUGUCAGAUAAAUAAAUGCUCUACAUUAUAUUUUUGAAAUGUUUAACUCAGGUUAAAACAGCAAAAUAUAGUUUUAUACUCGUAUUUAUCGAAAAUGAAACAUUUACAGUAAUAAAAAAUGUAAUUAGUGAGUAAGUUAAACUAAGAAACUUCUUUGCAAAUGUAAACUAAUAUAAAUUACUAUCUCAUUGUUGUCAAGUAUAAAUAUU
Homalodisca vitripennis (glassy-winged sharpshooter) is the source of this 4069-nucleotide messenger RNA. RefSeq lists its product as uncharacterized. NCBI's taxonomy places the organism in Eukaryota, Metazoa, Arthropoda, Insecta, Hemiptera, Cicadellidae. The record is from RefSeq and is a predicted model, not a curated record. The transcript is spliced from 4 exons. Bases 193 to 3288 code for a protein of 1031 amino acids.